This is a messenger RNA of Ostrea edulis (European flat oyster), 969 nucleotides long. RefSeq lists its product as uncharacterized. The transcript is spliced from 6 exons. The record is from RefSeq and is a predicted model, not a curated record. The coding region runs from base 204 to 695 and encodes 163 amino acids. Lineage: Eukaryota; Metazoa; Mollusca; Bivalvia; Ostreida; Ostreidae.
UAGCGUGUUCAGAGAUCAAACCUGAUUCGGAUGCGGAUUUCAUCCUCAGCAGUUACAACACCAGUGUUGGUACGGACGUUCUGAUUGGCUGUAAGAAGUUCGGCUACCGUUUGGAGGGUCCAUACAAUGUCACGUGUUUUUCAAACAAAACGUGGUCAGAGAAUAUCAACUCACGUGCGUGCAAAUGGACUGGGAGACUGAACAUGUACGAGAAGAUAGUGAUUGGGACGGGGGCUGGGUGUCUGGGACUCCUGGUGUUCGGCAUCCUCUUCAUCUGCUGUUGUUCAUACAUACACAACCAACACGAUAAACGACGGAGAGCUGCAAGCCAGAGAUCCUACUCCCAGUUUGAUCCGCCACAGAAGGAUCACCCCUACAGUAACGACUACAUCCGACAGAGCGGACCUUACGCCGACAGGAUCCCGCCGUACGACAGCAGCACGGAGGAUGGUUUCAAAAGGCCACAAGGUGCUAUAGACGACCCUGGUAGUUAUCAUAUAUACACCGGAAGAAAGGGAGAGAAGGACCGGAAGUCAGCUUACCAGUACGACAACCGAGCUUUCGAAUCUCAGGAUCCUAGUUACUAUAACAGUGCCAAUCGUAAAGAUCCUCCAUAUUGGGUGAAUCUUUUAUUCGUCCACAUGAACGGUCAGAUACCACGCCCACAAAUUAGAGACGACAGACAGCAUUACUGAGAGCGUUAUAUCAGCACUUCCGCCAUUCACUCCUUACACAGCGUCACGUGAUGUGACGUGUUACCGAAAGGGGUGGACACUUUAGCCUGAACUGUAUAUCCAGAACCUACAUGUAGGAGAAAUCUACAAAUGUCAGACAAAAUCCAAGAAGUUUUAUACGUGCUCGUUCCAUACGUUCUUGUUUCAUGAAUGUAAAAUACAGUUUAUCAAUGCGCAUUUGUAAUAUAGAAUGCGAAAUUGUUACAUAUAUGAAUAUAAUUGUUCGUUACUAGAA